This is a messenger RNA of Fopius arisanus, 1814 nucleotides long. RefSeq names its product dual specificity protein phosphatase 15. The coding region runs from base 557 to 1612 and encodes 351 amino acids. The record is from RefSeq and is a predicted model, not a curated record. Gene Ontology annotation, biological process: signal transduction; protein dephosphorylation. Gene Ontology annotation, cellular component: cytosol. The transcript has 9 exons. Gene Ontology annotation, molecular function: protein tyrosine phosphatase activity; protein tyrosine/serine/threonine phosphatase activity. Lineage: Eukaryota; Metazoa; Arthropoda; Insecta; Hymenoptera; Braconidae.
UUGGCACGAGGAGUCCACCACCUAGACCCGAGGGCCCAUUCUACUUCGCGCACUCGUGUCAAAACCAUACGCUCCAUUUUUUGAGAUUCAUUAUUUCACAAUCGAGUGCCCGUUCCCGUCCAUUCAGGGUGUUUACCCAUAACUGGGGAAUCCCGUGAUUAACUCGUUCACAUUGUUAUUGCUAUUUUUUUUUAAGUGACGUGAUGAGGUGACUGGAUUGAUGAGGAUUUUUGGGGUAGGCCACGACGCAUUCCGUCAACCGAUCGUCAUGUGGAAUCUUCUCAACCUGUGAGAUCAGAAAUCACGGAUUGGACUGAUGAAUUAAACGGGACAAUCUCAGCCAGUGGACAGUAUGUGGAUAAUAAAUGAGUUGAAAAUACUCGUUGAUGCCUGCGGAGUGAAGUCACAAGUGUCUAACGAUGAUGUACACGAGGAUGGAGUACGACGAACCACGCGGCUCAUUGAGCGUCAUAUUGAUUAAUCGUUAUCGCGGCUGCACCACGUGGACAUCGACGGCAGAUUCUUAACACCAAGAGGAAGACAUUCUGCGUUAAAUAUGGGGAAUGGCAUGAACAAGGUGUUGCCAGGUUUGUACGUUGGGAAUUACAGAGACAGCAAGGACGAGGCGCAAUUGAAGGAAUUCGAAAUAACCCAUAUAUUGGCAAUCCACGAUGCAGCCCGGCGUCUUCAUUCCGACAAGCAUUACUUGUGCAUCCUGGCAGCCGAUACACCCGAUCAAAAUUUAACUCAAUACUUCUCCCUUUGCAAUGAUUUUAUUCAUGCAGCACGACUCAGGGGUGGAAACGUCCUCAUACACUGUUUGGCUGGAAUGUCUAGAAGCGUGACAGUUGCUGUGGCCUAUAUAAUGAGCAUCACGAAUCUCUCGUGGAAAGAGGCACUCAAGGUAGUUAGGGUAGGUCGGACUGUUGCUAAUCCAAAUGUUGGAUUUCAACAGCAACUCCAGGACUUUGAGGCUACUCGUUUGCAGGAGGAACGUAAGAGGCUCAAAGAGCGUUUUCCCUCGCUGGCUUUAACUGCAUCCGAUGCAGAAGCAUGUAGAGCCACUCUCCGGAAUUACGAGACCCUGGCACUUGCACGGGAGGUUUGCGAGGGAAAAUGCGCAUUGGGAAGACAGUGUCCCACAGGGUUGUGUAGACAGCCCUCCAAAAGACAAUUGAGGAGAAAAUCAUCGACGAGUAGCACCGGUAGCUCGGGAUCUGGACGUACACCCCCGCAGACACCACGUCUUUUACCGUCCGCUCCACCCUCACCAGCAAUGCCAAGGUCAUCUAGUGUUGUUUCGGCUAUUAGACCGAGAAGUGGACCAGCUGGAUUUAACACUUACACAGGAUCUGCGCCACCCUCACGAGCGGUGUCGAGGGUGGAUUUAUCGGCGGCAGUUGCUUGUAGUAGCAGUAGCAGUAGCAGUAUGAGUCUUAACACAGUAGGACGAUCUGGAGCAGGAGGAAGUGGGUGGCGGGUGAUGACGGGCUCGGCACCGGUCACCCCCAGGACAACACCACCAGCCUCACCCCAACACUGGCCACGUCGCACAUCCCGUCAAACCCCCCAGCUACCAACUCAACCUGAAUCAACAUCCUCUCUCUCAUAGCACCACACUUAUCCUUAUUAUUUCUCAUAAAAUCACCCUCACACUCAAUCUCAAAUAAUUUAUUUCACUUUUUUAAACUUUAAUCCUUCAAUUCAACAGAGAAUUUAUCCAACGAAUUUCUCGACGUGUUUAUUCAAUAUUUUGUCGACAAUCGUCAUCAAUUAACUAUUAAAUAUUUAUUUUUGUUUAUUUACUCAGUAAA